UGGUGGUUUUUAAGCAGGGAAGUUAUGCAAUAUGACUUCUACAGCUCUGUGGAGAAUGAGAAUAGCAGCCAGGAGGCCAGAUGUGCUGGUGGACGGACAGCCCUGUGACUGUGAGGCCGCGGCCUGCCGGGUGGGCGACCCCGUGCGUCUGGAGGUGCGGCUGACCAACCGGAGCCCACGCAGCGUGGGGCCCUUCGCCCUCACUGUCGCGCCCUUCCAGGACCACCAGAACGGAGUGCACAACUACGACCUGCACGAUGCCGUCUCCUUCGUGGGCUCCAGCACAUUCUACCUGGACGCGGUGCAGCCUGCAGGCCGGUCGGCCUGCCUGGGAGCCCUGCUCUUCCUCUACACGGGCGACUUCUUCCUCCACAUCCGCUUCCACCAGGACAGUGCGAGCAAGGAGCUGCCGCCGUCCUGGUUCUGCCUGCCCAGCGUGCACGUGCGCGCCCUGGAGGCACAGGCCUGAGCCCUGUGGCCCUCCUCUGGGGCCCCGUUCCUGUGGGCAUGGGUGACCCGGCAGCCACGGGGGCCCGGCCUAGCCCCCACCUUCCCUCCGUCAGUCCCCACCCUUCCCCCCCAACUCCUGUGAGUGCCCCAGACACGGCAGCCUCACCCCUUCCCGAACUGGCCAGCAGGGCCCUCUGCUGGAGCUUGGCACUAACCAGACCCCAGAGAGCAGCACCCAUCCAGACCAGCCCCCUCUCGCCCCCCACCAGGUCCCUGCACCUGUUGCUGUGACCUGGGGGUCACAGCCCAGCCAGGAGAAAGGAAAGGUGAGUGUAAGGGAGGGCCAUGGCUCGGUGGGGCCUGGGGAACCUUUCCUGAGCCCCCUCAGACCUGGCCCUCCCCCACUCCCAGUGCUGGCUCUUCUCCUGAGGGCCCCGAGGCAGCCCAGGCAGGAGAGGUGGGUCUGUGCAUCAAGCAGGUCCAUCUGCCCCCCACAGCAGGCAGACAUCCAGGCCUCUGCCAGCUAUCCCGGGCCCAGGGCUGUUUCCAGGCUGGGCUUGGGGUGCCGUGGCCUGCGUGUGUCCGUGACAAGUUCUCCAAUAAACGGCCUGCCUUGCUUCUC
This is a messenger RNA of Leptonychotes weddellii (Weddell seal), 1072 nucleotides long. Its product is annotated as trafficking protein particle complex subunit 9-like. Gene Ontology annotation, cellular component: trans-Golgi network. The record is from RefSeq and is a predicted model, not a curated record. NCBI's taxonomy places the organism in Eukaryota, Metazoa, Chordata, Mammalia, Carnivora, Phocidae.